GUCUCAUUAUGAUCAUUUACAGGCUCAUAAGUUUAUAGGGUCUACUAGAAUAUAUUUCAUAAUUUUUUCGUAUAAUUUACAUUGUUGCAGUGCUUGUUUUCACCCUCUCUGUCUGAACACUGUUUUAGUUUCAGUUUCUUUAAAACUGAGAAGGGUUGGCUGUAGACCAUGAUUGAGUGGAGCUCCAAUCUCGAACAGGAAAUAUGUCACCUCCACUUGUGUUUUACUAAUGUCUACACCUACCACAACCCUAAACCUAUGCUUACAAUAAUGCAAAUACAGUAAUUAAAUGACAUAAUAUUGAUGUGCACAUGCCCAGUGGCCAUAGCUGUAGCUAGCUUCACUAGUGGAGGGGAUGCAUUUCCGCCCUUGAGUGGAGCUCCACUUGCCCCCUCAGGCAGCAGCCAGCCCCCAUUGUUAAAACAUGCCUUACAAAAAGUCAGUCUGCGUUGACUGGUCAGCUGGUCCCAGUCUGUUGUGAUUGGUCUACUGCUUAGAGUGUGUGUGUUGAAAAUGUAACAUGCUUACCAUAAAUGGUGAUGAGGAGGUGGAGGAAUGCUGGAAGAAUUGUCGUUGGGAUGGUACAAUGACUGGUGCCUAUAUAGGAGAGAGCGGGGCACAACCUAAUGCUUUUUGGGUUCAAUGGAAUUUCUUUUGUUCCGCCUUAAUUUCACCCAUGUCUGGCUUGGUUUCAUUAAUACAGUGUAUACUUAUUUACCCCUAAAGAAGGGAAGUGAAAUGUGACAACAUGCCCUAUUAGUGGGGCAUAUUGUAACAUGACCAUAUGACAGCUAAAAAAAAAAAAAAAAAAAAAAAAAAAAAAAAAAUUCUGACUUAAUUAAAAAAAAAUAGAUACAUGACAAACUAAAAUAUUUUGUCGAUAAAAGACAAUACUUUUUUUUCAUAUAAAAUAGCAUUUUUUUUAGAAAUUCAAAUUUAAAUAAUUUUGUGUUACAGUACAGAAGGAGCGGAGACAAUAGAAUACAGUUAAGUGAUGUUUAUUGAACAACCAGCAGAGUGACACUGUGGUGCCGGUGAGUAAAUGGUAAUUAUAAGAAUGGAUGGAAGAUAACUGGAUGUUAAUACUGUCCUUUUUGUUGCAGGAGUGGAGAUCAUGGAUGGUAGCGGUUUGGAGAACGUGGCAGAGAAGAGAUGAUACUUGGAAACUCACGGAGAUAGGAACACGGAAAGAGACUAGGAACACGCUGGAGUAGAGACGGUGGGUAUACAGGAGUCCUUGAGGUAAGCAUAAAAGACGUCUAUGUGCAAACGAGACCGGACGCUGACUGAGGUGAGCUCUUUAUGUCACGGCUGACAGUGUUGUGUGUAACGCGUUACUAAGUAACGCGUUACAGUAACGUAACUACUUUUUCGGGUAAAAAGGAGUGUAACGCGCUACUACUGAAAAUUUGGUAACGAAACGUAGUUCAUUUUUCAAUUCGGCGCAACGUUACUUUUCCCAUGGUUAGAUUUGACAGCGACACUGCCAUCUGCGGGCUUGCGCAAUAGUCACAAGCUCCACACGGUACAUGACAGAGGCUGGUAGCAGUCUGCAAAGCAAUCAUGGCAAGUGAGAAGCAGCCGACGCUAACUUUUGAGGGAUGGAGGUAUUCCCACUACUUCAAACUCGUUGAAACUAAGGGGAGGAAUGUGAGUGUAAGGUGUACACUGUGUCCUGGCAAGAAACUUUUGUCCACUGCCGUUAAAUCAACUGCCAACCUCACCAAGCAUUUGAAAGGAAAACAUGCUAACAUGAAGCUUGUCGCUCAAGAUCCCCGGCGGGGAAAUGAUGAUAUGUCGAGUCCAACGCCAAAUAAGCAGCUAAAACUUCAUUUUCACCACCAGGACGUAACUAAACAAGAGUUGGACAAACUUGUCGCUUCGUUCAUCGUCGAUGAAAUGUUGCCCAUCAAUACUGUCGAAUCUCCCAUUUUCAGAAAGAUACUUAGCAAAAUACCUACAACAGGAGACAGGCGCCCAUGGUCAGAUCGUAGAACUUUCACGGGCUAUCUGGACGAAUGUUAUCUAAAAAUGGAGAUUGAAUUAAAGAAAACGUUCGAGAGUUUGCAGUAUGUUUCAACCACUGCGGAUAUAUGGAGUAGCCAUAACCGAAGCUUUCUGGGAAUCACUGUGCACUGGAUCAAUCCACGCAACUUGAAUCGUGAGAAAGCUGCCAUCGCAUGCAAAAGAAUAAAGGGCAGGCAUACAUAUGAUGUUAUAGGCUUUGAAAUGGAACAGAUUCACUCAGCGUUUGGCCUUUCACAUAGGAUCACCGCCACCGUUACAGACAACGGGUCGAAUUUUGUUAAAGCUUUUAAGAUGUAUGCACCCCCUGAGCCUGACGAGGAGGAGGAUGAAGAGCAAGAUGGGCAAGGUGUAGUUUUCACAGAUGUGGAAGAGUUGCUUGGGACCACAGAAGGACAGUUUUCUCUUCCCCCGCAUUUUAGGUGUGCUUCGCAUACGCUCAAUUUGAUCUCGUGCAAUGACAUCGACAAAUGGCUGUCAUCCAACAAAACUGACUCAAAAUCUGUGUACAGGAGUGCAACGGCGAAGUGUGCUGCUCUUUGGACAAAGGCAAGCCGUUCUACCGUGGCCUCUGAGAUUGUCGAUGAAAUCUGUGGGAAAAAAAUUAUCGUGCCUACAUCCACACGGUGGAAUUCCUUCCACGAUGCCUUGUCCCGUAUCAGUGACAUCCCGGCCCAAGAUUUGAAUACGCUUUGUACUAGACUGGACAUCAGAGGCCCGACAGAGCGCGAACAUCUAUUCCUAAAGGAAUACUGCAGUGUUUUGAAACCGAUGACGGUAGCACUGGAUAUCUUGCAAGGCGAAGAGAACUGCUAUUAUGGUACUCUUCUACCAACCCUGGAGACCCUGAUGUCAAGGACGCUCGCACUCCAAAAUGGACUGUCAAGGAUGACAGCAGACCUACCGGGUGUAAUUGUACAGGCUAUCAAGACGCGAUUCGCACCGGUGUUGGAGAGCAGGGAAGCUUUAUUGGCUGCCUUGACGUUGCCGAAAUUUAAAGUUCGGUGGAUAGGGGGAGCGGAGCGGAGAGAAGCGGCGCGUGCGCUGCUCAUCGCGGAGUGUCGCACUCUACCCCAUGAUGCAGAGCCGGCUGAGAAUAAAAACAGAGAAGUUGCCACACACAGCAGCGCCAAUGAGAAGGACUUUUUUUCUUUUGGUGAGGAGGAGAAAGACGAAAUGGCCUUUAGUGCAGACUCAGAGGUACUUGAGUACAUGAGAUCGGGCUCAGAGUUAGAAGUUCUCAACCGUUUCCCCCGAGUGAAAGCUGUGUUCAUGAAAUACAACACUGCCACACCAUCCAGUGCCCCGGUGGAAAGGCUGUUCAGCCUGGGAGGUCUUGUGCUUACCCCCAGAAGAAACAGACUUUCAGAUAAACGUUUUGAAAGACUGCUCCUGAUGAGGUAUAAUAACCCAUUUUGUGCUGAUGUGGAAUAGGUUGCCUGCCACCCAUGCUAUAGACAACUCAAGCCUAUGCCUAAUAUCCUCUUUUCUAUCUGCCCAUCAUACUGUGAAGUAGGGCCAGCAUAUUCAGUUAACAUAGCCUUUUUAAUUCUGAGGCUAGUCAUGCUUUAAGUUGUGCUUGAUUUUAUUUUGGCUAAAAUGUCUUUGCCUCUAAACUGUAUUGUGCCAUUUUAUUUUAUUUACACAAGCCAUCGACAUCAAGCCAUUUUUAAGUUAUUUUUUCUGUUGGAUUUAGAUGAGGCAUGCAUGUUUUAUUUUGAGACAUAUGACCCAUUUUGAGGUUACCAUGUUGUUCCUAAGGAGCUUAUUGAUGCUAUUUUUUUAUAAUAAAGAGCACAAAAGAAAUACCUGUUAUGUCCUCCAUAGUAUAACUUUAUGUAGGCCUACACAUUUAGGAACAGAUAUUGGGUUCUGCCCAAAGUCAAGCAACAUAAAAGUAACGUAAAAGUAACGAGUAACAUAAAAAGUUACUUUCCAAAGGGGGUAACUAAGUAAAGUAACGGAUUACUUUUUAAUAAAGUAACGAGUAACGAGCAAACACUACUUUUUAAAAGUAACUUCCCCAACACUGACGGCUGAUUGGGGUGCUGAUUGAUGACAGGUGUGUGUGCUCAGAACUCUGGUGAGGGAGUGCGCUGUGACUGGGUGAUGGUGAAGCCUGGCGGGUCAUUGGUUGCGGUGGAGCUGUAGUUCUAAAUAAGUCUACGGUAAAAGUUUCUAGGAUCCUGCAAAUCUCUGGAGUUCUUUGAUGGUGGAUGGAGUUGGCCAGUUCUUAAUAGCUUCAACCUUCCCCUCGUCCUUCUGGAUGCCACUGCUGUUGAUGUUGUAGUCAAGGAACUGCACUGAGGGUUGAUGAAAAGAGCAUUUUUCAGCCUUGAGGAACAGAUGGAACUCCCUCAGGCAUUUCAGGACCUCCGCAACAUGGUGGCGAUGUUCAGCCAUGCUCCGGGAGUAUAUCAGGAUGUCAUCAAUGUAGACCAGAACGAACUUGUGAAGAAACUCCCGGAGCACCUUGUUGAUGAAGUCCUGAAAUACGGAGCGGGCAUUGACCACGCCAUACGGUAUGACACAUUACACAGUAAAUGUCAACCGGGUGUGGUCCAGCAGCAUGGGUUCAUUGGCUGGUUCUGGAGGGCUGAUGGAUUCUGGCCGGUGGAGGGAUGAUGUUAGAAGCGACUGGCCCUGGUGCUCUUCAAGACACGACUGCAUACAAGUGGUGAAUCGAAUGGAGUAUUGGAUGAAUCGUUCUAGCCCGAUGGAAUCCUCGUAUGCAGUGAGAUGCAACCGCACUCGUGGAUCCAGACCCUGACGGUAGGUGGUAACAGAGACUGCUUGUUCCAUCCACUAGCGGCAGCAAGGGUCCUGAACUUAAGGGCAUAUUCAUUCAUAGUCAUAGUACCUUGUUUUAAAUGAUAUAAUUGCUCACCAAUCGAUGAAUCCCCGGCUGGUCUACCGAAUACUUUGAAGUGGGUCACAAAACUGGUGAGAGACUGGGUGACUGUACUAUUUUGCGACCAAAUAGUUUCAGCCCAUUGAAGCGCUCUGCCAUUUAAUUGUGAAAAGAUGAAAGCUACCUUUUCAAGAUCAUCAGGGUACAAGUGCGGGUGCAUCUCCAGGACCAGCGAA
Molecule: messenger RNA, 5112 nt
Organism: Megalobrama amblycephala (Wuchang bream)
Lineage: Eukaryota; Metazoa; Chordata; Actinopteri; Cypriniformes; Xenocyprididae
Exons: 2
Coding region: 1564-3459 (631 amino acids)
Molecular function (GO): protein dimerization activity
Source: RefSeq, a predicted model, not a curated record